Rotaria socialis is the source of this 1461-nucleotide messenger RNA. The record is from the annotation of a GenBank genome assembly. NCBI's taxonomy places the organism in Eukaryota, Metazoa, Rotifera, Eurotatoria, Philodinida, Philodinidae.
AUGAUUCUGUUAUUUUUAUUGUUUAUAUUUAUAAGUCAUGUACAAACAUUUUUACAUUUUAAUAAUAAUACAUAUAUUGAACAAUUACCAUCAAAUUAUUUUUAUUCAUUUAUCCAACCAAAACCUGUCCCGGAACCUUAUUUAAUUACUAUCAAUGAAGAACUAAUGAGUCUUCUUUCGAUUUCAAUGAUUGAUCGACGACAAAUGGCUGAAUAUUUAAGUGGCAAUAAACUUCUAUCCGGCUCUCAACCUGCUGCAAUGAUUUAUGCUGGCCAUCAAUUUGGUUAUUUCACUUCACAAUUAGGCGAUGGUCGAGCUGUUCUACUCGGCCAAUUAAAUCAAUGGGCAUUUCAUGCUAAAGGUACUGGACCAACACAAUAUGCCCGUGGUGGUGAUGGUCGAGCAGUAUUACGUUCAUCUAUACGAGAAUAUCUUGCAUCGGAAGCUAUGUUUAAUUUAGGUAUCGAAACAACACGUGCGUUAAGUCUUGUUGGUUCUGUUAUGCUACCAGUUCGUCGUGAAGCUAUUGAAACAGCUGCUAUUGUUGUACGUAUUGCACCGAUCGUUGCAUUUAUUCGUAUGGGUACAUUUGAAUUGUUUUCAACACGUGGACAAUAUGAUCAAGUUCAACAAUUAGCUGAUUUUGUUAUUAAAAAUAUGUAUGGUAAAACAUUAACGAAUAAAAAUCGUUACAAUCUAUUAUUAAUUGAUAUUGCUCAACGAACGGGAAAACUUGUUGCUCAUUGGCAAGCAUAUGGCUUUACACAUGGUGUAUUAAAUACCGAUAAUAUGAAUAUUAUUGGGUCAACAAUUGAUUAUGGUCCGUUUGGAUUUGUUGAAACAAAACUUCAAGGUUAUGUACCGAAUCAUUCAGACGAUGAAAGUCGAUAUGCAUUUGAUCAACAACCAACAAUAGCUGCUUGGAAUCUUGCUAAAUUACGUUUAGCAUUAAAUUCAUUAAUUGAUUUACCAAAACCAAUAAAUGAACAGUAUGAAUUUUGGUUACAUUUUAAUCGAACGUAUGAUAAGUUAAUGCGUAAAAAACUUGGUUUAACAUAUUAUAUGCAAUCGGAUAAAUGGCUUUAUGAAGAAAUUAUACGUCUAUUAGAUUUAUAUCAUAUUGAUUAUACAAGAUUUUGGAGACAACUUGCCGAUGAUAUUAUUCCGAUUGAGAUACAAAAAGAAUAUUGGUAUUCUGUAUAUAAACAACGAUUAACUUCAGAAGGCAGUUAUGCAAAGAAAAUCCGUCGUGAACGAAUGAACCGUAUUAAUCCAAAAUAUAUAUUGAGAAAUUAUAUGGCUCACGUAGCAAUUGGAAAAGCACAAAAAGGAGAUUUUAAUGAACUUGACCGACUUCUUCAUUUACUUCGACAUCCAUAUGAUGAACAACCCGACAUGAAUGAAUACGCUCAAGUAUCUCCUGAGUGGGCGAAGAAAAUUAUUAUCUCAUGUUCAUCUUAA